Messenger RNA from Tigriopus californicus, 2272 nucleotides. RefSeq names its product KN motif and ankyrin repeat domain-containing protein 3-like. The record is from RefSeq and is a predicted model, not a curated record. Gene Ontology annotation, molecular function: protein binding. The transcript is spliced from 4 exons. The coding region runs from base 757 to 1785 and encodes 342 amino acids. NCBI's taxonomy places the organism in Eukaryota, Metazoa, Arthropoda, Copepoda, Harpacticoida, Harpacticidae.
CAUAACUCAUCUCCUACAAUCAGCUCAUUCUCAUCCUCUCCUUUCAAUGAAUAAAUCCAUUUCGUAAAGAAGCAGCAUUGCGAAAGAAGGAGACAACGGGAAGUUCAAAACUGUCUCCCUGAAGCACUUUUCAGCUUUGCGUUCCAUACCUAGAUGCAUCUGUUCUCUCCUGUUCCACUUUUGGGACAGAGGCGCAGAUAGAGAAAGGGAAGAAACUGGGAAGUGGAGUCUGGUCCAAGGCCACAAAGCACCACAGCCGUAAAGUAUUGAAAAGAAACAGCCAAAGUGGAUCAAUCUUCAAGUGACCCUUCAUUGAACAAUGCCUCGAAAGAAAGAUUUCAUUGUUGAGGCUGCCAUUUCCAGCGAUUUUGAUAUCUAAACUGGAUCCAAUAUUCACGUUGGUCCGGGUUGUUCACCCUAUUCAUUUGCAACAUUGUGGGUGUGUUUCCUUGGGCCUUCUGGUCACAACCUAUCCUAGCACGGUGUAAUUAAAUAGAGCGCAGAGCCUGUUCCAAAUACAUACGUCCAAGUAUGAACCAUGUCGUUGACUUUUCGUCCUGAUCUGGAAGUCAUGUAAGCGACACAUUCUGAUCGGAAAACGAAUCAAUAAUCGAAAAUGUGGAAUAACGGACACGGCAAGAACUUCUCCCGAACGCGCAAGAAGGUCUUUGACUAACAGGUCGCUUUUGAGUAUUAAUUGGAUUUUGUCACUAUGACCUCGGCUGGUUGAAGUCUUUAUGUUGAAUCCUCAGAACAAUGUCUCGGCCUCAAGAGACAGUAUCAUGGUUUGUGGCUAUGAGCGACUUCUGCUCCAAAACAGUGGAGUCCUUCUUCGAUACCAUUAUCAACUUGACUACCUGUUUCCGGCUGUCGGACGAACACGUGUCGGAGAGUUUUGCCACCCACAACAACAUCCGAGCUUUGACUAUAGCUCAGGAAAACAGAGAUUCUAUGGGCCUUUUGGCCGCCAUUUUCACAGGUCGAGAGGCCAAGGCCCGGGAACUACUUACCCUCCCGUGGACCAACAUCAAUGCUCAAUAUGCCAAUGGCAACUCUCCCCUCAUACUGGCUGUUCAAGGAAAUAAUGAAAUCAUCGUCCGCCUCUUGCUCAAUCACCCCCAAGUGAAUGUGAAUCUCCGGGGUCUGGAUGGAUACACAGCACUGAUCCGAGCAUGUCAGGAUAGGCCUGAUUUUGUCAGAAUGAUCUUGGCGCGCGCAGACACAGAUGUGAAUAUGGCCACCUAUUUUGGCACCACUGCCCUAACGUACGCCAUUCGCUGCGGCAAUGAAGAGGCCGUCCAAUAUCUCCUAAUGCGAGCGGAUAUCAACGUGAACUUUCAAUCUCGUCAUGGAGAGAACGCUCUGAUUGAAGCUGUGACCUAUCGGAGAUACGACCUUGCGUGUGCCCUUAUUUGCCGUGAUGACGUCGAAGUAGACAUCCUGGACAGCCGGGAUCGGACUCCCCUCAUAAUGGCAGUUCAAUACGGACACUUGCCUCUAGUGCGUUUGUUAUUGUUUGAUGCUCGUUGUGAUCCGUGUGCCGAGGAUGACCAAGGACGAAAUGCCUUGUACUACGCCCUAAAGAGAGGGUCAAGUCCCAUGGUCCAUGACCUCGUGGAGGUCUUGUCUCAUCCUCAGCCGCUGACGCGGCUAUGUAGGACAGUGAUAAGGCGGGCCAUCCGGUCCAAGAUCGGCUUUGGGUAUACACUGAAGCCUCAGAUUGACAAGUUCCAUAAAUAUGAGCUGCCCAAAUCGUUGCGUCAUUUCAUUGCAUUUGACCCUUGAUCAGUAUCGUCAGCCCAUGAAACGCCCACACGCACAUCUUUUCAGCCAUGAAAACGCAAACAAAACUCAGAAAUGACUUUUAAACUUUGACCCUCCUGUUUUUCGUCCCCAAAGAUCUGAAUGUGUUCAAAUUGAUACCUGCUGGUCGUGUUUUAUACAAUUCAUUAUCAAUCCGUCAUACUGUAUAGUACACGUAUGGGAAGAACAUUGAUCAUAUAUGGUCAUCUGAAAUCAUGUCUCAAGCAAUAAUGCGAUGAUUUCGACCUUGGGUAUUUCUACUAUUUUAGCAAUGAUUAUCAAAACUCUUUUAUCACCUCUCCUUCGCCAUAAAAUUCUUCCAAAGAAAGUAUUACAAUCGCCAUGCGAAGAGAAUUAAUGGUGUACCUUCAAGGAGCAUGCGAAGUAUCUGUUCCGAAUAUUCGAAACUGUCAAAAUGUUCAUGUGAUGUCCAAAACUUUACUCAAAGCAUAAUAAACCAAUCAAUCAA